Molecule: messenger RNA, 612 nt
Organism: Auxenochlorella protothecoides
Lineage: Eukaryota; Viridiplantae; Chlorophyta; Trebouxiophyceae; Chlorellales; Chlorellaceae
Product: SYS1-like protein
Exons: 3
Coding region: 1-612 (203 amino acids)
Biological process (GO): Golgi to endosome transport; protein localization to Golgi apparatus; Golgi to plasma membrane protein transport
Cellular component (GO): trans-Golgi network; Golgi membrane
Source: RefSeq, a predicted model, not a curated record
AUGCUCUAUGGAACAGUCAGAUGGGAUCCUCUGCUGAUAGUCGUCCAGAUAGUGGCGUUCCAAUGCUACUUUUACGGCACCCUUGGCUUGCUGCUCUUCCUCCUCACCGGACCGUAUGUGCCGGAUGUGAACCUCUUCCAUGUGUUUGACUGGCGAUGGAUCCAGCUGAAGACCUUCGUGGGGGCCAUGGUGAUCCUGGCUUUUGUCAUCACGUCCGUCCUCAACGCCGUCUUCCUCAGACUGAUGGUAUGGAGGUAUUGUUGUGGGCUCGUGCACGACAGGCCUCACUGUGGAGUUCCACGCAACUGCCCACUCCCUCUCCAUAUUUACAAUGCUUUUGUGCAGAUCAGGCGCGCCAAGAAGUGUCUGGACUUCACGGCCACCCUGUACGGCAUCCAUCUCAUACUUGUGUGGUCGACCUAUGGCCUGCCCCGGACAAAGACAUGGUGGAUCUGUAAUCUGGCGUUCCUAGCCAUCACGACGGGCCUUGGGGAGUGGCUCUGCAUGCAGAAGGAGCUGCAGGAUAUCCCUAUGAGCAGCCUGUCCACGGCCGGCGCUCGAAUAGAGCAAGAGCUGGUGCGUCAGAUUCCAGUUGUUACCAUCCUCUCCUAG